AUGUUGCUGCUUCAGUGCAGAAAUCCAGCCUCUCUUCCAAAGCCAUGUCACUUGGUACCAAAUGUAAAAAUGGUGAUUCUCCUGUUUCUGCUGGGUCUGCUUGGUAACUCUGCUGCCAUGCCUUUCCAGAUGCCAAUACCCCGAAUGCCUGGAUUUAGCAGUAAAAGUGAAGAGAUGAUGCGAUACAGUCAAUUCAACUUUAUGAAUGGCCCACAUAUGAUGCCUAUGGGCCCAUAUGGGAAUGGUAUGCCAAUCCCUCCACACAUGCCCCCGCCGUACCCUCCAUACCACAUGCCCAUGUGGCCUCAGCCACCCAAUGGAUGGAAUCAACCCCCAAUGCCCAAUUUCCCAAGCAAUACUGAUCAAACCCAGGAGACUGCCAAGCCCAACCAGACCAAUCCACAAGAGCCACAACCACAAAGGCAGCCUCCAAAGGAGCCACCAAAUGAAGCAGCACGGGCCAAAGAGGAAGCCCAGCCUCCAUUACCAUUCCCACCAUUUGGCAAUGGGCUUUACCCCUAUCAACAACCACCAUGGCCAAUUCCACAGAGGGGACCACCACCAGCAUUUGGACGUCCAAAAUUCAGCAAUGAAGAAGGAAACCCUUACUAUGCAUAUUAUGGGUAUCACGGCUUUGGGGGUCGUCCUUAUUAUUCAGAAGAGAUGUUUGAAGAUUAUGAAAAACCCAAAGAAAAAGAUCCUCCUAAACCAGAGGACCCACCCCCAGACGAUCCACCCCCAGAGGCCUCUACUAACUCAACUACGCCAGAGGCUAACUCCACUCAGUCAAUUCCUGGAGAGACUCAAGGCGGAAAUGAAACUAGCCCAACUGGGAACAGGGGACCUGGCCCAAAUGCUGGGAACAACCCUACAGUUCAAAAUGGCGUCUUCCCUCUCCCUAAAGUAAAUGUUUCAGGCCAAGGAGCAUCAAGAAACCAGAUUCCGUGGAGACCAAAUCAGCCAAACAUUUAUAAGAAUUAUCCCUAUCCGAAUGUGCGAAAUUAUCCUUCAGGAAGACAAUGGCAAACCACUGGUCCCAUGGAGCCCAAAAAGAACGGACCUGGGUAUCAAAACCCACCAGUACAAAGGGGUCCUCAGUGGAAUUCCUUUGCUUGGGAAGGUAAACAAACUACUCCUCCAGGAAAUCCAAUUUACCGCAAACCUUCCCCUCCUUCUUCAAGAGUCAAUUAUCCCAACUCUGCAGGAAAUCCAGUAAAUUUUGGAAGAAAAUCUCCCAGGCCAAACAAACCCUUCGUGGGAACCAAUCCGGCCCCAAAUAAACCCUUUAUGGGAACCAAUCCGGCCUUAAAUAAACCCUUCGUUGGAACCAAUCCAGCCUCAAAUAAACCCUUUCUGGGAACCAAUCCGGCCCCAAAUAAAUCCUUCAUGGGAACCAAUCACGCCUUAAAUAAACCCUUCAUGGGAACUAAUGCAGCUUCAAAUAAACCCUUCAUGGGAACCAAUCAAGUCUUAAAUAAACCCUUUAUGGGAAACAAUCCAGCCCCAAAUAAACCCUUUCUGGGAACCAAUCAGGCCUCAAAUAAACCCUUUCUGGGACCCAAUCAGGCCCCAAAUAAACCCUUCAUGGAAACCAAUCCGGCCCUAAAUAAACCAUCUAUAGGAACCAAUGCUGCCUCAAAUAAACCUUUUGUGAGAACAAACAUGGCCUCAAAUAAACCGUUUGUGAGAAACAAUGCUGCCUCAAAUAAACACCCUGUGGGAACCAAUGUGGCCUCAGUGGGUCCUAAACAGGUUACUGAUAGUCACAAUGUGAAAACCCAAAAUCCAAAAGAAAAGUCACUAGGUCAAAAAGAAAGAACAGUCAGCCCUACAAAAGAUACAGCUAACCCCUGGAGAAGCUCUCAACAAUAUGGAAUUAACAAACCAAAUUAUAAUUUGCCUCGCCCUGAAGGUAGCAGGGUCAGCCCAAAUUUUAAUUCUUUUGAUCAACAAGAAAACUCCUACUUCCCAAGAGAAGAUUCCAGAAGAGCGUCAAGUCCCAAAAGACAAAUCCAAAACCAGAAUCUUCCCAAAGGAAUAGCUUUAGAGCCAAGAAGAACCCCAUUUGAAUCAGAAACUAAGAAACCGGAAUUAAAGCAGAGUACACACCAACAGCCUGCAUAUCCUAAGAAAACCCCUUCUAAAAGAGAACAUUUUCCUGUUGAGAGAAAAAUCUGGAAUCGGCAAGAAAUCAUUCCACCCUUAAAGGAAGAUCGUGGGAGGCAGGAAGAAAUUUUACCUUAUCCUUCCUAUGGCUCUAGAAGAAAUAUAUUUUACCAUGACUAUAACAAUCCUUAUUAUCCUAAUGAAAACUCACCAUACAUUAGAAGUAAUACAUGGAAUGAGAGGAUUACCUCUCCCAGUACCCUGGGGCAACCAGAAAAUCCACAGUACCCCAUGAAUUCUCUAGACCAGAAGGAGACAGAGCAGUAUAAUGAAGAGGAUCCAAUAGACCCAAAUGAAGAUGAACUUUUUCCAGGACAAAGUAAAUGGGGUGAUGAUGAGCUCUUCAAGGGAAGACCAACAGUUGGGCAGUACGAAGGCAAUAAAUAUGCCUCAACCCUACCAAAGGAAUACCUUCCCUACUCCCUAGGGAAUCCAACCAAGGAACUUUUUCCUUACAAUGAAUUCUAUCCUUGGAGCCCACAAGAAAAUUUCCCUAUAUAUAAUCCAGGUCCUACUAUAGCACCACCUGUGGACCCCAGAAAUUAUUAUAUUGAUAAUGCCAUAGGACAAGAAGAAAGCACGCUCUUUCCAUCAUGGACUUCCUGGGACCACGGGAAUCAAGCACAGAAGCAGAAAGAAAAUGAGCCGUAUUUCAACGGAAAUGGCUGGGGUCAGUCAACGAAUCUACUACACAAAUCUCAUAUACCAAGCCAAGAGAGGAACCAUCCUUAUUCCACAAACUCCCCUGCUGGACUUCCAAAGGAUCCAGCAUGGCUUGAAGGUGAGAAUUUGAACUAUGAUUUACAAAUUAGUAGCUUAAGUCCACCAGAGAGAGAACAGUUAGCUUUCCCAGAUUUCGUUCCUCAAAGUUACCCAUCAGGUCAAAAUGAAGCACACUUAUUUCAUCAAAGUGAGAGAGGUUCCUGCUGUAUUGGUGGAUCCACGGGACACAAAGACAAUGUGCUGGCUCUACAAGAUUACACUUCAUCCUAUGGUCUUGCACCAAGGGAGAACAAAGAAUCCAGUCCUGUGCAUACAGAAAGUAGUUAUACCAAGUAUGCAAGAUCUUAUGUCUCCCCAACAAGCAUCCUACCUAGUCAAAAAAACAUCUCAGAGAAUAAACUAACUGCAGAGAGUCCAAACCCAAGUCCUUUCGGAGAUGGCGCACCUGCUCUGAGAGGGAACACACCAUAUGCUGGAAAGAACCAACUGGAAACAGGAAGUAAGGCCUUUCCUGAAGCCAGCUCUCCUCAGCCAAAAGACACACCCUGUCUUAAAAGUGACCUUGGAGGAGAUCGGAGAGACGUUCUGAAACAAUUUUUUGAAGGCAGCCAGCUCAGUGAAAGAACUGCUGAACUUACCCCUGAACAGCUCGUUAUCGGUAUCCCUGACAAAGGCUCUGGCCCAGACAGCAAACAAAGUGAAGUCCAAGGGAAUGAGGGCGAGAUGCAGCAGCAAAGACCACCUACCAUCCUUAAGUUACCGUGCUUUAGCUCCAAAUUAGCAAAGCUUCGCUCUUCAAGCACUGAACCUCCAACCAACAAUGGAAAACAAAGUGGUGCUCUCUCGACACCUACUGAAAAUCCUACCACAUCAGUCGGGUUACCUACAAGAGAACAAUUUAAAAGUAUAAAUGUAGAUCCAGUGAAUGCAGAUGAACACACUAUAUUUGAAGCUUUUCAAGGAACCAGUCAAGAGGACCAAGGACAAGGCUGCUUACUGCUUCAGGCUUAG
This is a messenger RNA of Microtus oregoni (creeping vole), 3900 nucleotides long. RefSeq names its product enamelin (gene Enam). Lineage: Eukaryota; Metazoa; Chordata; Mammalia; Rodentia; Cricetidae. The transcript has 9 exons. The record is from RefSeq and is a predicted model, not a curated record. Bases 1 to 3900 code for a protein of 1299 amino acids.